This is a messenger RNA of Anastrepha obliqua, 1077 nucleotides long. RefSeq lists its product as uncharacterized. Lineage: Eukaryota; Metazoa; Arthropoda; Insecta; Diptera; Tephritidae. The record is from RefSeq and is a predicted model, not a curated record. Bases 1 to 1077 code for a protein of 358 amino acids. The transcript has a single exon. Gene Ontology annotation, molecular function: zinc ion binding; nucleic acid binding.
AUGAUUGAUACAGUGACUGCAGUAUAUGACUCCCUUUUAUCGCUGGGUGACGAUAAGCUUAUUUCAAAUGCGAUGUUGAUUCACAUAGUCAUGUCGAAGGUUGAUCCCACUACUCGGUCAAAGUGGGAGGAGCAACUUGAUUAUGAUAAGCUGCCGCUUUGGGCUGAGUGUGAAGCUAUGCUAAACAAGAGAUACCAGCAUUUAUCAGCUGAAGAAGCUUCCUCAUCCCAACAAAGGCCAAACAAUGAAGAUACGCGGCAGAAAACAAAAAAUCAACAACUGCGACACUCAAAGAUAACAUUUAUCGCGACAAAUUCCAAACUGCCGACUUGCCUUCACUGUGGUUCUAAGGACCAUUAUUUGACAGCUUGUCCAAAAUUCCAAGUGCUUACUGCACUUAAAAGAUUUGAAUUUGCAAAAUCUAUUUCCCUGUGCAUAAAUUGCUUGCGCAAGGGACAUACGGCCUCAAAGUGCAAAGCAGAUCACUGUGGUGUAUGCAACCGUUCGCAUCACAACAUGUUGCAUCAAUAUCCGAUCUCCUUUGAGACCGAGCCGCAACCUUCGACGUCACAGGCCAUGCAUAUUAGCAGCCUGCCUGACCGAGUCAUGUUAGCUACAGCCGUAGUUAAUGUAAAGGCCAGCUCCGGUGUUUACGUGCAAGCGCGGGCUCUACUUGACUCCGGUUCUCAAGUCAACUUUAUGACCGAAGAGCUUAUGCAGAUAUUGCGAAUCCGAAAAGCAAAAAUCGCUCUAAAUAUAGUUGGCAUUGGCAAUUCAAAUAAAAAGGUCCAAGGCAAACUAAAAAUCUAUAUAAAAUCGAGAAUCAACAAUUUUGAGUUUUCGGCGGGCUUUUGGGUAACGCGUUCGAUAUCAGUCAAUCACCCAGAUCGGACUGUAAACACAAAUGGCUGGAAAAUCCCACAAAAUAUUGAACUAGCUGAGCCAAGUUUCUACAAAUGUCAGAAAAUAGACAUACUUUUAGGAGCUGAAAUAUUCUUUGAUCUGUUAUCGGUGGGUCAGAUCAGAACCAGCCCAAGGCAACCACCGCUGCAAAAUACAGUGCUAGGCCACAAAUAA